AUCAUUAUUUCCGCAGAAGCUUUUUACAUUUUGAGGGGGAUGAGGAUUUCUCUCAUUAGCGAUUUCGUUUCUCACCGGUUCUCUUCUCCCUCUUAUGUAAGACAUCAUUUUCUCAAUGCAUGGAGUUGAUUUAUCGCUUUACCUUGCCAUCUGGCAAACUCUUCUUAGUUGUUGUACGAAAGAUCAACCUGAAUCGCAGGCAAAUUCUGUUAUUUGUGUUACAUAAUACCACAUAGCCAUAGGGUUGAGCGAGUGAACAGUUUUAAGCUUCGCUUUGCAACGGAAUGCUGGAAGUUAGAACUCCCAUACAGUAUUAAUUUUAUUGACCGAUGUGUUUUAAUAUGUUGUUGAGAAUACACACUUGUUUCGUAUUUGAGUGAAUUUAUAUAUCAUAUUUAAAAUAUAAAAUAUUGAAACGUUUUCCGAUUCUGAAGAGUAAAGCCAAGGAAGUUUGCCUGGGACACAAGUGCUACAGAGAUGGAUUCUUUAGAAGAAUAUCGUUCAUUAUUACGGAGAAAUGAUAGACUAACAUUCUAUGAAAAAUUUAAACGUACUCUCACAACGUUGCCAUCUGAAAAAACAAUUGGAUAUGUGCUCCUAUUAUGCUUGCUGCUGUGUAUUAUAGCGAUAUUGGCGUUUCAUUUUCUGAUUCCGAAUAAAAUACACGAAUUAGAUGGAGUUACAUCGGAAAUCAUUUACGAUAUAUAUAGCUAUAAUGGAAGUGAGGAAGAAAGAACACUCUUUCAACAGGAAUGGAAAACAGCAAAAUCCAUUGUUCUGAAAGAGAACAAGAAAUUAAAUGAUGCGUAUCAAAAACAUGGAUUUUUGAAGAAAAGCUCAUUUGAUGAAGGGCAAAAUUUAUUAAAGAAUGACUCGAAGCCUGAUGUUUCCCUUCUAAUAAAAGACUGUGCUCUUAUAUUAGAGCACAUCAAACGAAAAUUCAAGCGGUG
Stegodyphus dumicola is the source of this 950-nucleotide messenger RNA. Its product is annotated as immunomodulatory peroxidase-like. Gene Ontology annotation, biological process: response to oxidative stress. Gene Ontology annotation, molecular function: peroxidase activity; heme binding. The record is from RefSeq and is a predicted model, not a curated record. NCBI's taxonomy places the organism in Eukaryota, Metazoa, Arthropoda, Arachnida, Araneae, Eresidae.